GCCAGUGAGCCCGGUCGUCUGCUUCAUUGCUUCCUCGAUGCCGUCUCGGCUUGUCUGGCCGUCUCCGUCGCCUUUUCGGCGCCCGGUAGACCCGCAAAGGAGGCCGUGACAUGCACCAACGGCGACGCUGGCGUCACGGGACCGGCCGACGACCAAGCCGGACUCUUCAGGCGCUGGUUGUCGGUGCCCGAGGCGACGGAGUCGAGCGGGCAAAAGGGGCCGACUGGAGUGAGCAUAUUCACUGCUCGCCACCUCUCGGAGACAUGCGCCAGUCUCCUACUCCUCGCCGUCGGCAGGUUGACGUCCAGCGAGGCGGGCGAGGCCUGGCUCGAACGGACCGGCUUGGCGGGGCUCUUCUUCGACUUCCUCCUGCCCCUACGCAACUCCACCAGC
Messenger RNA from Protopolystoma xenopodis, 393 nucleotides. The record is from the annotation of a GenBank genome assembly. Lineage: Eukaryota; Metazoa; Platyhelminthes; Monogenea; Polystomatidea; Polystomatidae.